Molecule: messenger RNA, 4359 nt
Organism: Hippopotamus amphibius kiboko
Lineage: Eukaryota; Metazoa; Chordata; Mammalia; Artiodactyla; Hippopotamidae
Gene: EAF1
Product: ELL associated factor 1
Exons: 6
Coding region: 1-1089 (362 amino acids)
Biological process (GO): positive regulation of DNA-templated transcription; regulation of transcription elongation by RNA polymerase II
Cellular component (GO): super elongation complex
Molecular function (GO): transcription elongation factor activity
Source: RefSeq, a predicted model, not a curated record
AUGGCACCGCCCCCACCACUUCCGCUCCGGGCCCGGAAGUCUCUCCCCGGCGCCGGAAGCGCGGCGGGCCCACUUCCUCAGAGCCGUCCCCCGCCCGGACGUGGAGGCCAGGUCCCGCUUCCGGCUGCGGGUGUGCGCGGGUUCGGCUCCCCGCGCGCCCCGGAGCGCUGUCCCGGGAGCGCCGCUACCCCGGAGGCCGGCGCCGACAGCUCGGGCCGCGGGCGCGCCAGGAGGGCGCCGGUGCGGGCGCGCGCCCCGUGCGGGGCCAUGAACGGGACGGCCAACCCGUUGCUGGACCGCGAGGAGCACUGCCUGCGGCUCGGGGAGAGCUUCGAGAAGCGGCCACGGGCCUCCUUCCACACCAUCCGCUAUGACUUUAAGCCAGCAUCUAUAGAUACUUCCUGUGAAGGGGAGCUUCAGGUGGGCAAAGGAGAUGAAGUCACAAUCACGCUGCCGCAUAUCCCUGGGUCCACGCCACCAAUGACUGUGUUCAAGGGGAACAAGCGGCCGUACCAGAAGGACUGCGUGCUCAUCAUCAAUCACGACACUGGCGAGUACGUGCUGGAAAAGCUCAGCAGCAGCAUCCAGGUCAAGAAGACGAGAGCUGAGGGCAGCAGCAAAAUCCAAGCCCGGAUGGAACAGCAGCCCGCUCGUGCCCCGCAGCCACCCCAGCCACCACUGCCUCCGCCGCCCAUGCCAUUCAGAGCUCCAACGAAGCCGCCCGUGGGACCCAAAACCUCUCCUUUGAAGGAUAACCCCUCACCUGAACCUCAGCUGGAUGACAUCAAAAGAGAGCUGAGGGCGGAGGUGGACAUCAUCGAGCAGAUGAGCAGCAGCAGCGGGAGCAGCUCCUCGGACUCCGAGAGCUCGUCAGGGAGCGACGACGACAGCUCCAGCAGCGGGGGCGAGGACCAUGGCCCCGCGUCCCCCGCGCAGCCGCCGCACCAGCAGCCCUACAGCAGCAGGCCCGUCGCCAACGGCACCGGCACCGGCACCGGCACUGGGCGGCCGCAGGGAAGCAGCCAGCUCAUGAGCACCCUCAGAAAUGACUUGCAGCUGAGCGAGUCUGGCAGCGACAGUGAUGGCUAGAGCCGGGUCUUUGGAAAUCAGCUUUUCGGUGUUCGGUGCACAGACCUGCUGCGAGACCGGGCUGCUGGAGCAUGGGUGCACACUGGGUGGGGGGAGGUGUGGGUGUCAGUGGCUGCAGGACGCGUCGGAGGCUCUGGGGCGCUCAGAUGUGCAUGUCUUUAACUUAGUGGUGAUGGGUGACUUUCUCGUGUGAUUUUUGAACAAUCUCACGUUUCAGAGUUUUAAGUAGAUCUGUAGAAGAACUAACAGAAUUAUAUCUCUAUUUGGUUAACACUGUUAACGAAAAACAGACAAACAUGUCCUAGUCUAGGUUGCUCAAAGGCCGUUUCUUCACCUGGCCAGUGAUUCAGUUUUAAACCACAGCAGUCACCAGCUUGGCCAGAUGGUUUGCACCAGUGAAAUGAAACACAGUCUUUGAGGGGUAGGGGAGAGGGAAACCUCAUACUGUAGCACAGAAACAUGUUUAAACCACUUUCAAUUAUUGACACAAAGUGGCGAGGACGUUCUCUCUGACCCAGCCUGGUAGGCCUGUGUAGAAAUGGACUUGAGUGUGGAGUCCGAGAAUGUCGGCUGGGGGGGCCCUAGGGCUCUGCUGGCUCAGCCCCUCGUCUGCAGGUGAGGAAAGGGAUGGGUACAGCUGGUUUAGGGCCCGUGCCUUGCCCCACGUCCAGGCUUACCCCCGCUCCCACCCCUGAAUCUCACCUGUUGGAACCAGAGAUUUUUAUACAUGGGACUUAGAGUUGUGCUUUGGAGCUUUUAUUGGAUUCCAAGAGACAGGAGUGGUGGCUACUUUUAGCUCCAGUUUAGAUCCAAACAGUCCCUAAGUACAUGAGGCCGGGGGAGCACCCACUCCGGGGGCCCUGUGGGUGUCACCUUCACAGACUCCCCGUCAGUCGGCAGCCACUGUACUGGUGCAUGUGACUCGAUUAACUUGAGGCUUUUAGUUCCAUGUGGAUCUGUAAUGAGUGUGUGUCUUUCAGUGGGUGUCAGUGGGGGUUGGGAGUGGAGGGAGGGGUGGGUGGAGGAGCCUCUCUGAGCACAUGAGCCAGCAACCGGUUUCCAGACCAGAAUCCAGGUGGGACUCGUGUGCUGUGAAAUGAGCAUAUGUCUUGAUAAGGUUUUUCUGUUCAUGCUUUUGUACCACUGUUUGUGUCUGACCCCCAGACUGAUUUGUAUUUAUCUAUAUGCAACUAGAAGAAAGUCACAAGGUUGCCUUCUGCAGUAUGCGGUUUCCAAUGAGUCUUUUGCUGCAGGAAACUGGUCACUAGUAAAAUGUUCUAUGUGCAGCGAGUGAGUGUUGAGUUGUCCCGUACUUAGUGUGGAGUAGCCCAUUCUGUAAUCUGAAUGACUACAUCCUGAGAGAUUUCUCUCUGCUUUGGUUCAGUGGGUGUCAAGAAUAGGAAGAGUUAUUUUUCUUCCUCGGGGUGGCCUCUCCCUCCCCAGCUAGUGGAGGAGAGCAGUCUGGACCUAGAAAGAAAUCUGAUGAUCCGUGGUGGGGGCUGGGAGUUGAGCCUAACAGACACACCUGUGUGAGCCACACAGCGACCACACAGCGACCCCGGAGAGCUGGAGAAGGGGCCUGGCAGCACGCUGCCGCCGCGCUGCCAGGUGUGGUUCAGGCCGUCCACGCCGGUGCCCGGUGCCAGCUUCUCAGCCCGUUAGGAGGCGCCAGAGGAUUUCAUGGCAGGUAGGAACUUGCUGAUAAUCAGUUGAUCGUUGCUUUUUAACUCCUUGGUGAUGACAGCUCAGGGGAGCUGAAGGUCGUGGUCAGGAGGCUUGAACUGUGGCUGGACAUGAGGAUCAUGUCACCGCUCUUAGCUUGCUCAAGCUGGGGCAGCUUCCGGGAACUUGAACUAAAAAUAUCUAUUUAAACCUCUCUCUUUUUUUUUUCCUCCCAAAGUCUCGAUGUACGUAGAUAGAACUGGGGCCUGUCGGGUCAAGAUGUUUGUUCCUAUAGGAAGUGCUUGCAGGUGUCAGUGGGCUUGGUGAAUCAGGCUCUCUGGUCUCAGAUCCUCUCCCCAGCAUCCGUCCUCCCCGCCCUGCCUGGUUGUACCAUCUGCUAGCACAGCUCCACAGGCCCUCCAGCUUUACCCAGCAGAGUAAGGAAUCUUUUCUUUUUGGAAAUGAAGAAUCUGGCCUCAUAAACUUGUCACGAGUGCCCACCUGCCAGCCAAGCUGGACUUAUUCUUCCUGCCUCUGUGCCUUGUCAGUCUCCCCUCCCCCGGCCCCACUCCAGGGGCACUGUGGGUGUCACCUUCACGGACUCCCCGUCUGUCGGUUUCACCAGCUGGAGUGCUCUGCGCACACACGGCCCUUCCUCUUGCUCGAGCUCUGGUUGGCGUGAACUCCUUCAAGGCAGGUGCCUUUGUCGUCAUCUCUGUUCCCUGGAGUGGGCACAGGAGCAGACCUGUGGGUGCUUGCAGCCUGGGGGGAGGGGGCAGAGAGAACCAGCCAGUGGAGCACAGAGGGCAGACGUAGAGGAAACAUGCCAGGCGUUUGGAGACAGCUGGAAAGUUUGGAGACAGCUGGAAACUAUCCAUGCUGGUUUUCAUGGUUUUGAAAUCUCUGACUGAAUUGUUAAAAUUGCCUCUUCUUAGUUCCGUGUAGUGUCUGCCACACUGUGGUGUGCUAGGCGAGGUGUCUGAGAAACGGCGGCAAGCCAGCCACAGCAGAGAUGUGAUUUGGGGAAGCUUCAGAAACCAGAGAUUUCUCAUGAUGCCACUCGGUAACUGUUUUAUUUCUGUAGCAGAAUCGUUUUUUCUGUGUGUGGUAUUAAUACUUAUGUGCUUCAGUGGUGGGAAAACUUGAAAAUUCCAAAAUCCUUAUUUCUUCCCUGUUUGAGAGGCUGGUUAAGUAGGGUGUGUGUGUGUGGAUGUGUGUGUGGGCGUGUGAUGUAUUUAUUACAUUAUUUUGAAAGAGUGAUCGUCUGUUAUGUGGAUAUACAUUAGGUUCAGCCAAAGCAAAUGUUUUGGCGAGGAAGGUAGGAUUCAUGAAACUCAGGCCUUAACCAGUAGGUUGGGCGACAAGACCAACUGAAGCGUCAUGAAAUGUCUUUUUGUUGCUCCUGUUGUUUCUGUCUUGGGGUUCAUUCUUUAAUGAUUAUUAAAAUCUUGUGCCUGAAAGUUUAUUUUGCUUAAUUAUAAAGUAGACAUGCAUGUUUAUAUUUAUGUAAAAUAUUUGCUGUAAAGUUUUUUUGGUGUACUCUCUUCAAAGAUCACUGUAUUUAAGUAAAACAUGAAGGUCAGCAAUACACUUCAUGUCUCAGUGGGU